UACUCUUUCUCUUGUACAAAGCAUAGUAUAAGUAGAGAAGCGUCAUGCUCAACCUCUUCAUUCUACACUUGAGCUAACUAUUGCUUUUCUUUGCUAAGGAAAAAUGGCCUGCUCAAAGAUUUUCCUUCUUCUCGGCCUUACUCUUGCUGUUCUCCUUCUCAUCUCCUCUGAGGUCUCAGCUCGUGAACUUGCUGAGAAUGUCGAAUCCCAGGAAAAUGCACCAGUAGAUAACAAAUAUGGUGAAGGAUAUGGAGGCGGAAACGAAAACGGCAAACAAUAUGGAAACGAAAAUCGGAAACGAUAUGAAAAUGAAAAGGGAAAGGGGUCCAGAAAAGGAAAAGGAAAUAAUGAAUAUGAACAUGGAAAGGGAAAGGGAAAGGGAAAGGGAAAGGAUUAUGAAAAAGGAAAUAACGGAUGUGGAAAGGGAAGUAAUAAUGGACACGGAACGGGAAAAGGAGUAUGAUGGUGAGGAUGGUAUCAAGAAUGAAGCAGGAGAUUAUAUGAAAAAACCCUUUCUCCGGGGCGGCUUGUUUUUGCAUUCAGCACCUGCUAUAUACUUACUCAAAACAAUAACAUUGUAUGCCAAUUAAUAAGGAUGCCUUUCAUGAUUACUCUUAAUCAGAAUGUCUCUGUUCAAACUUCUCAUGUAUAUAUACACCUACACUGUGUACUGUAAUUGUAAUGUCCUUGUACUUGAUGUUAAGGAAUGCAUAAUCCAUGGCCUUUUAUGAAGCUACUUUAGUGUUA
Molecule: messenger RNA, 747 nt
Organism: Ricinus communis (castor bean)
Lineage: Eukaryota; Viridiplantae; Streptophyta; Magnoliopsida; Malpighiales; Euphorbiaceae
Product: glycine-rich protein DC9.1-like
Exons: 2
Coding region: 104-463 (119 amino acids)
Source: RefSeq, a predicted model, not a curated record